This is a messenger RNA of Lolium perenne, 2324 nucleotides long. Its product is annotated as HIPL1 protein. NCBI's taxonomy places the organism in Eukaryota, Viridiplantae, Streptophyta, Magnoliopsida, Poales, Poaceae. The record is from RefSeq and is a predicted model, not a curated record.
UCGCCGCUACGCAACCAUGCUCGCGCCCCGCGACGGCGAGACCCACUGCCAAGAACACCCACCAUGGGGAGGCUCCCGCGCUCACCGCGCUCCCUCCUUCCCCUCCUGCUGCUCUCUUGCUGCCUCUCGUGCCAGCCGUGGCUCCUCCGCGCCCUCCCGCUCUGCACGGACUCGAGGGCGCCCGUGCCGCUCAACGGGACGCUCGGGUUCUGCCCCUACAGCGGGACCAGCUGCUGCGACGCCGCCGCCGACGCCGCGCUCAGGAAGCAGCUCCAGGCCAUGAACGUCUCCGACGCCGCGUGCGCCGCCGUCCUCAAGUCCGUCCUCUGCGCGAAAUGCAGUCCAUUUUCGGCUGAGUUGUUCAACUCAAGCUCAAAGAUUCGGAUGGUUCCUCUUCUGUGCAACAAUACCUCUUCAGCAAGCUCUGCUCAAUCAAAAGAUUCCACACAAGACUACUGCAAACUUGUUUGGGAAACCUGCAAAGAUGUGACAGUACUCAACUCUCCUUUUCAACCUUCCUUGCAAGGAAGUGCAGAACUACCUAGUUCAUCGUCAAAGCUUACUGAUGUCUGGCAAUCCGAAAAUAACUUCUGCUCAUCAUUUGGUGGCUCGUCUGAUGACCAGGCAGUAUGCUUUAAUGGAAAUGCAGUUUCGUUUAACACUACUGAACCAUCACCCUCCCCUAAAGGGGUAUGCCUUGAGAGAAUCGGCAAUGGGUCAUACCUGAACAUGGCCCCUCACCCUGAUGGAUCCAACAGAGUUUUCUUGUCUAACCAAGCUGGAAAGAUAUGGUUGGCAACUGUCCCAGAACAAGGUUCUGGAAACACUCUACAAUUUGACGAGGCCAGCCCAUUCCUUGAUCUAACUGAUGAAGUGCAUUUAGAUUCCGAGUUUGGACUCAUGGGCAUAGCAUUCCAUCCAAAGUUUGCUACCAAUGGGCGCUUCUUUGUUUCCUAUAAUUGUGAUAGAACUCAAUCACCUAACUGUGCUGGUAGAUGCUCAUGUAAUUCUGAUGUUGACUGUGAUCCUUCAAAGCUCGGCACUGAUAAUGGUGCUCAGCCAUGCCAGUACCAAACUGUCGUGUCUGAGUAUUCUGCAAAAGGCUCCUCAUCAAAUGUUUCUGCGACAACGUCUGCUAAUCCAUCGGAGGUUAGCAGAAUAUUUACAAUGGGGCUUCCGUAUACAGCUCACCAUGCAGGACAAAUUCUUUUUGGACCUACAGAUGGGUAUCUGUACUUUAUGAUGGGAGAUGGUGGAAACAAAGGCGACCCUUUUAAUUUCGCUCAGAACAAGAAAUCACUUCUGGGAAAAGUAAUGAGGCUUGACGUUGACAAUGUACAAAGCCAGAGGCAAAUCAGUAACCACAGCUUGUGGGGUAACUAUUCAAUUCCAAGGGACAAUCCGUUUGCUCAAGAUAGUGAUUUACAACCAGAGAUCUGGGCCUUGGGUUUUAGAAAUCCAUGGAGAUGCAGUUUUGAUUCUGAGAGACCUUCCUACUUCUUCUGUGCAGAUGUUGGGCAGGAUGUAUAUGAAGAGGUAGACUUGAUCUCCAAGGGUGGAAACUAUGGCUGGCGGCCAUAUGAGGGCCCAUAUAUUUAUCAUCCAGAAUGGACUCCUGGAGGGAAUACAUCACUUAGUUCCAUAAAUGCCAUCAUCCCUGUCAUGGGUUACAACCAUUCUGCUGUGAACAAGAAUGUUGGGUCUGCAUCAAUUACAGGUGGAUAUGUCUACCGAGGGUCUACCGAUCCCUGCUUAUAUGGAAGGUAUAUGUAUGCCGAUCUAUACGCAACAGCGAUGUGGACCGGGGCAGAGAACCCGGAGAGCAGCGGGAAUUACACCUCCACCCUGACACCGUUCAGCUGCUCCAAGAACUCCCCGAUACCCUGCGAAAUGGCAAGCGGAAGUCCUCUCCCCUCCCUGGGCUACGUGUUCUCCUUCGGCGAGGACAACAGCAAGGACGUCUUCCUCUUGACGAGCAAGGGUGUCUACAGAGUCGUCCGGCCUAGCUUGUGUGGCUACACUUGCCCCACAGAGAAGCCGGCGACCGAUGAUGGAACAAUGUCACCCUCUGGCCCUUCAUCGCCAGGAUCGGUGACACGGGUAGGGAAGUUGGUGGCGGUAGCCUUUGCGUUUGUUGUAUAUACGUUGUACUUUUGAUCUCUGUGAAUGUGUAAAAUAGUAGUAUUGGUUUGUAUCCUAUUUUUGUUGUUGGUAAUUACAAUAUAGGCAUGAGCAGUUUUCUCCCAGUUUGGAUGUAGAAAUCGGCUGUUAUGUGACGCUUGACUUUCAAACUAUUUGUGGCUUAUGGCUUUCGGUACCCUUUA